AAAAAUUUUGUUCGUUCCUCUUAUUUCUAGAAAUAAGUUUUGCAAAAAUUUCUCACAUCAGAUAUUCUCACAUUUUGCUUAUUGUGUAUCACAAACAAAAAAAUCAAAAUCCAGAAUUUUUAUGACCUUUUUGAAUGAGUACUAAAACCCUGAUUAUAUGAGGCAGGUUAGCUCAGUUGGCAGGCAACCCGUUUUAAAAAAAAUUAUAUUUUAUGGGAAGAGUAAAACCAUGACAUCUGUUCUUGAGUUAAGAAUAUGUACCUAUUUCUUGAAGAUAGGUAGAUGUGCAUAUUAUACAUGGCUACCCUCACAAAUACCGAGGGAUAUACCCUGUCUAUUAUUUCGAGGAGGGGCAAUGGCUUAGAUGGGGAGUCCUAAAGUAUUUAAUGCUCAUUUUGAGCUACACAGACCCAAUUACGGUCCGCUCUCUACCACACAACUUCCUGCAACAUCCAAUGGCGCACACAUUGUGCCAUCUCCACAAUUUCCCUCACAUGGCUUGGGCUAAUCUGGGGCUAUAUUAACAUUCACUCGCCCAUACUGAAACGCCGCCAAGAAAUAGCAGAUCACAGGUGUAAACAAACCAGAAAAAUAAAUGUAAAAUGGUCCAUGAGUAUUUACUUUACUAAUGGUUUACUAAAUUAAAUCCAAGGUUUCCUUUUUUUUGUCUUUUGUUACAAUGAAAUCACUUAAUACAGAGAAUACUGACAUAUUUAUAUCUACUUUUUGGGAGUCUUUCAGUAAGUGAAGCCACCCUGGUUAAACUUAUGAUUAAAAAUAUAAGCUCAUAAUUGAACACUGCAAUAUACUGGACAAAUAGUUAGCUAAUUUUGUGCAUUUAGCACACUUAAUUAGCUAACUUGUACGUAUAGUUAGACUUUCAUUAGCUAGCUAGCUUUAUAUAGCUAGAACUAGCAUCUAAGCUAAGUGAUGAAAAUAUGCCACUAUAUGUGACAUAUUUUCAUCGCGUGACCAGACAGGUCCAGAGCUACUUUCGCGGUUUUAAUCUCAAAGAGCUCUGGGGACGAGAAUGACCAAAGAGACCUUCAAUUUGGUCCAACAAGGGGUAUUUAAUGUUCUUGCAUAUUUUUUUUUAAUGUAUGUUUUUGGUUUUCAAAACCGUUAGUUGGAAAUAAGAUGAUCAAAAUAUGUUUUUAAGAAAGGUGAUUUAUUGUACAAUAGUGAGAAUGGUACAUCAUUUUAUCGUGCUCUGAGCUUCCUUUGUCAAUACAAGUAGAGUCACAAAACAUCACCAUAACAUUUCUUUUAAACGAUUUUGGAUUUUUGGACAGCGGCUCUGAUUGUAAACCAAACUUGGUUGCAAAACUUUACUUGUGUCAGCACAACAAUGAUGACGUUCUAUUCAUAGUCAAAGGAUUUACAAUUUCUAUUUUUUUUUAAAUGAUGUUUUGUUUUUUCUGGUCGAUUCCCAUAGUCGAGAUAACCAAGGAUUAUCUAGACCUGAUGGCACUGCAAUUAUUGCCAAACUUAGAGAAAUUCAUGAUUUAGCUGGUUAUCCAAGUUUAUAUAAAAACUUGCAAUAUUUUAGUGCUGUAUGUUUAUUGAGCUAAUCGAUAGACGAUUUUGCCUUUUUUAUUUUGUUCAAUACCAGACAAUUGACGCUCGUGUUAAAAGACCUUUACACAGCCAUAUACAUUAUUCAAAUCGCGUAUACGCGAGUUGUUUGGUAUAGCAAGCAAUGGUCGUGUCGACAUUUUUGCAUGUUUUUCCACGCCUGCAUUGCUUUCCAUCAUGUUUUUGCGCAAAUCCAAGUUUUUAAGUCCCACCUGACCCCGCAACCCAGCGCUACAGCUGUGUGCGUAUCCAUAGUCAUCUGACUAUGGCGUAUUUUGAUAUUCCUUAAAUUGGCAAAAAGAAUAAAGACUGUGUUAUGCAUUUGAUCAAAAAUAUCGUUAUAGACUGUUAUUUUAAUAUUAUUUGAUAAGCUAUGCUAGAUACUCCUUGUUUUUAACGAAGCGGAUUUUGUUCAACUAAAACGAGCUCUAGGGGUUAAGGUACGAGUCGUUUCUUUCGAGGGGCCGAGUUCAAGGACGCCAUAUUUGUUAUGGUCGGCUUGUUUACCAAGCUGCGAAUCGUUGGGUUGGUAUACUUACUUAACUUUCUAAAUUUCAGUUCUAUCAACGUUUAAGAUAUUCUCUUCAUUGUGUCUAUGUUUUCGCCUAUUAAGAUGAAAAUAUCACGUUUUCUAGCCAUGUGUAAAUCUGAAACAAAGAGAGAGAGAUUUAUUUUUUUAUUAGGAGUUUACAAUGAAAAUAUAUAAUAUGAAAAAUAUAUUGAACAUUUACCUAAUAAAAGGAUAACUAGCACAAAGCACUUUAUGUGCUUAAAUAACGUGCUAGCUACCUGGGAGAACAACAGGUAGGACGAAGCCACAGGACAACACAGGGACAAGACGAACAUUCAGACGAGGAUAUCACAGAGUCAAAGUCAAAAAUAGCAUGAAAUGUCUGGAAGCUGCUUAAAACAAACCUUCAAGCAGGAAAAAGGAAUUUGGACUGGGUGAAAUAAAAUAAAAUUGUAAUUAGAUUUUAUAUGUGUUAAUAAAGUGACUAUGUAAAAAAAUUUUUAGCUCAGAGGUAUUUUUACUCAAGAUUUUAAAGGGUAAGGAAUUUUGAAGACGGUUCCAUGAGUUUAUUGCAAAGAACUUAACAGACUUUUUACCAAACGCAGUUGAAUGAACAAGAGGUAGAUUCAAAAAGCCUUUGUCAGCAGCACGGGUGUGGUGGGAAUGGGCGAAGUCGAUUGCGAAAGUAUUGAUGAGGCUAAUAGGAAGAGUUUUAUAAUAAAGGUUCAGUAGGAAAAUUAUAUUAUGUAUACAGAUCAUGUCAGAGAAUUUAAUUAAGUUAAGGUUCCCGUAUAGUGGGGUAGGAGAAGCAUUGAAAGUACUAAAAGAGAUGAUACGGAUAGCAUGGUUUUGUAAAAUUUCUAUUCGAACAAACCAAUUUCAAGAUUUUAGCUAGCUAACAUAGAUUUCAAGGCAGCAUUGUUCUGCCCGGAUAAUGAACAUUGGCCUGAUUAAGUACGGCAGCUUGCACUGGUUAAGAACAGGGCAGAAAAUACAUAAUCAGGGCAACAUAAUCAGGACAGGCCGGCUUAUUACUCAAAAAAUAUUAUUUGGCACUUAUAAAAGGGACAUAUAAUCAGGGCAGGCCAGUUUAUAUACGACAGUGUAAUAUUAUUUCUGAUUUAUUAUAGAACGAACAUAAUCGGGGAAGGCCGGCUUAUGUAUGACAGUCAAAUAUUAUUCCAGACUUAUAGAACAAAUAUAAUCGGGGCCGACCGCUUUUAUAUCAUUCGUCAUCACUUCUGAAAGCGAAUAGCCCUGGUGGCAAAGUUGUUGUUGCUCUCAAAUGAAACGAAAUUUCGCGGCAAAUACUAAAUUUUGGGAUUCGCAAGUUUAAUAACUUUUCACCAAACUUAAUUCCCGCAAAAGAAAUCAAUAUAGAAAGUGUUGCGGAGAGGUUGCCAAGGCAAAGGCAUUAAGCACGGCAAGGAAAGGGCAAAGGCAGGCAAGGAAAUAGGAAGAGGAAUCAGGAAGGCAGGGGUAGGCAAGGCAUGGGAGCCACAGGCAAGGACAUAGUAGGCAGGCACCAGAAAAGGCAUAUGAAGGGUAGGCAAAGAAAGUCACGGUCAGUGCUGGCAAGGCAAUGGAACGGCAAGGCAGGGGUGCAUGACUUUAAUAGAAAAUCUCCACCUUACAACUCAAAGAUUGCGUAUACUCAAUAUUAUCAAAUUUAUCUCAGGUCAAUAUACAGUGAAUCAUAGCCAUUACAAGUAUUUAAACAAUCGGUCAUAACGACAUAUCAUUUUUUGAUAAAUCUGAGAUUACCUUGGUUCCAAUGACAACAACAUUAAAAAGUCAAGAUAUAGAAAUAAUCAGAGAAGUCUUACUUAAAGAUAACCUAUUAUAUGAAAACCUGGUUGUUGUAGGUGCAAGAUAAUUAUGUUUUUCCUAGCCCUGUCCAGGAUUUGAACCUGGAUCUCUCAUUUGCAUGAGUGUCAUAGCCAUUAGACCAGCAGGGCAUAAACAUAAAUAUAUAUACAAAACUUUACAGGUGAGUAUUAUAUACACUUAGGAAUUUACGCUGGUUAAGCCACAAGUAACUGUGUUACCUGGCGUUAAACGCUUGAUGGAACAAUUAAUACAAAUUUUAAACUGUACCACACAAUCAUAAAUCGAGUGAAACACACAACAUUUAAGGUGUGUCGGGUGUGUAAUUAUAUUUUUCAGAUUCACAACAUAUAUAUUUCCUUCAACUUUAGCUUGAAUAGAAACACAAUUUACAUAUUGUGCCAUGUCAUAGCGAAAACUGUUUCACAAAAUGUUCCCAUAAAAACUUAAAAUAUAUAUGUACUUUAAUCUGUGGUGCGCCAUUAGUAUAGGUAAACAAACCCUUUCAAAAAAACUUUAGCACAACUUCUGUUAAAUAGAAACACAGGUAAUAGCUUGUUGUUAACACUAGGCUGAGUGAUUAGUACAAAUAUACUGUGGCGCACAUCUGAAAAACUUUGGUUCAAAUAAACAGACAGUAAACACCCUGUUGUUAUCCUACACAGCUAAAACAAUCAUGCAGCACUUUUAUUUUGCGGAAAAGUUUUUGUAACAUUUAAAAAUAAAAACACUGCUCAAAACCUGUUUUUAUGCUCCUAAAGAAUCCUGCAAUAUUUUAUGGGAAAAGUUUGUGCUAGAUAAAAAAUUAAUCAUAAAAUCGGACAGCCGUAAUACAUUUUUAAAAAAACCUUUACUGCAACUUCGGUUUAAAAAAACACAGCGGAAACAGCCUGUUAUUAGCCUGUGCAGCUAAAAAUCAAAUAGCAGUAUAUGUUUUGUUUGCAAACAAGUUUUUAUGACAGUAGGAUAAAAAUCUCUUAUUCCAGACUGAACAAAAACAUCAUUAGAGCCACAUGUGUAAGGAUCGGGUCAAGUUACAAAAACAGAAAUUAUUGCGACAUUAUUUGUAUACAUAUCGUGAAAUUAGGUAAAAAGGCUAAACUUUAGAAUAUCCCCUUCAAAUAGUAAAUUAAAUUUAAUACAACCAACGACCAACUUUUGUAAAAUCAUUAACCAAAAUAACGCUAUAUGCAACGUCUUCAACACUAUCACGUUAGCGCCUACGCGUCUUUUAAUUCGUUGCUUCGCGCAAUGUCACGACAUCGUAUCCGACGUUAAAAAUAACGACCGUUUAUUAAAACAGUCAUUCUUGUAACAAACGGCUUCGCGUAUCUAUCGCCCAUAUCUUUUAUAAUGUAUUCUUCAAAAUCAAUUAUUAAUUCACAACCUGAAGAAGUUUGGGCCGAAUUAAACUCAAGAUUUAUUAAUCAUGACGUCAAGUAUGAAAACGUUCUAUCCGAACAAUUGUUUACAUAUCUUAACAAUAAAGCAACAGCUGCAGGUACAAACAUUGGAUAUGUUCUUGCUUCCGUAAUAACUACAGCUAAUUACUUGACCUCUAAAAAUCACGGUUCGAUUGAAAUAAGAAAUGGUUAUAGCAUUAACCUUAACACAUUUUUCUUGUUUGUUGGACAGCCGUCUACAGGAAAGUCGCCCGCUAUUAAGAUGGCAGUUAAUCAACCAUUAAAGGCUAUUCAAGAAGAUACAGACAUUAUAUCUAACACCACCACAUCUGGCUUGACAAAGUGCCUCUGUUCAAGAAAAUGUACAUACAUUGUUAAUGCCGAAAUACAGGAGUACUUGUACAAAAUAUUGAAAAAAAACGAUGAGAAUUACACUGGGGAUAUGGAGAUUCUAUCGAAGAUUUUUAGUGGAGAAAAUGUGUCUAUUCAAUUCAGUACUGAAAAUAACAGAUAUAUACCUGAAAAUUGCGCAUUGUGCAUAUUAGGUAAUGGAUUUUUGGACCGAUUUUUAAUUAUAACACCUCGUUCAUACCGUCCGAUGCCCAAGGAACAACAAAUCGCCCAACAAUCCUCAACAACCAUCGAUAUCAAGGAUAUUUAUGCCAACUAUGUACACAUAGAUAAUACAAUAUUCUAUUUUGACGAAAAUGCGUUAAAAUUGUACGACAACAUGGAGACACAGUUUUUGACCGAUCUAAACAACGAUCUUUUGCACGGCAGACCAACCAGCAAGUCUAAAAAACCAGAGUUAAUUCCAAAAGUUGCUGUCGCUCUACACACAGUGGAAUACUUUUAUAAUGCCCUUUUUAAUGAAGUUGAAUUUACAUGUCUACCAGAAGCUAUUUCCUUGCAAACAUUGGAACGUGCCAUAAUUAUAUCACAGAAUUGGUUAGUACCAGCAAAACACCAUCAGUUAAACGUGCCCCAACUUCUGAUGAAUAUAAAAAAGCUGUUUUAAUGACACCGGGUGCCUUCGUCACAUACAGAUCCUUCAAACAAAGUACAUCAAAAAGAUUUCGCGGUUUACUAUCCCAAGAAUUUGUUAAGUUUAUAGAAAACUUUGUUAACUAAGACAUUGGUCGUUUGGUUAGUGUAAGAGCAGUUGGGUCGUCAAAAUCAUCAAAAGUAUUCGUUAAAAAAGAAUUUAGGGACUUGCCAUCCGAAAUAAAAAAUUGGUUACAAGAAAGUGAAUAUGAAACAAAAAGGCUCGCCAAACAUCCUGUUUGUAUUACGGAUAGGAUUAUCGAGUCUAUUAAUCUUGAAAUUCAUUAGCAAAAAUUUUUCAAAUAAUCCUUUUUCUAUAUCCAUAGAAUAAGUCGUUCUUACUUAUAAAAAAGUUUACAAAUUUAUCAACACCAAAAUAUAUAGGUUAGCUAUAACAAAGUUAAUCGGGUUUAAAAUUGUAAAUUUUAAUAAAACUUAUUUUACUAGAUUGACAAAUUGUAUACAGAUAU
This is a messenger RNA of Hydractinia symbiolongicarpus, 6830 nucleotides long. RefSeq lists its product as uncharacterized. NCBI's taxonomy places the organism in Eukaryota, Metazoa, Cnidaria, Hydrozoa, Anthoathecata, Hydractiniidae. The transcript has 4 exons. The record is from RefSeq and is a predicted model, not a curated record. The coding region runs from base 5267 to 6334 and encodes 355 amino acids.